AAUGACAAGACCCCUAUCACCAAAGAUGUUCCGAUUCUGGCCUGCGCCCACCUUACAUAUUUUAAAUUGCAUUAUCCAGCCAUGUCUUAUCAAAGGCGGACGCUACCACCUCCAUAUUAUCCGUUUAGGUUUAACAAAACCUAUUUAGACUAUCGGUAUCGAUACGAUCCACAAUAUGAAACCAAAGACAAUGGACCUUUUAGCAUUUUCGACAACACUGCAGAUCAACCUUCAGAUACUGUCAUCAUCACAGAUCGCUCUAUAGCUGGUUGUGUGUGCUUGCUCAACUUCGUUCUGCUGUUAGCCUUAUGUUGUGUGAAGGCAAAAGACAAAAAACUUUUCCGAUUACAUCUAGUCAAUUUGACACUAAUCAGCAUCUUCACAGGUGUCGUUAUAUUAGCCUAUGCCUUGUUCGUGAAGGUGCAAGGUGUAAACCGUUUUGAUAAAUUGACUUGCAAAAUAUUCACCUUUGCCAAGUCGGUCCUCAAUGAUGCUUUGCCUCUUUGCCUUCUCGAAAUACACCUUGACCGCUUCUUCUGUCUGAUAUCUCCGGACACUUACCGCCAUCCGGUACAUCGCGCUAUAGGUGCCAUCAUGGUUUUCAUGCCUUGGGUCGUAGGUAUGGCCAUGACACUGCCUGAAGUCAUAAUGCAAGAUGUCACGUUACCCCUUGCAAAUGAUCGCUCGUUGUUUGGUUGUAAACUUAACGACUCUACCAACAUGCAUCAUUUGACACAGAUAGUUCGCUACAUUCCGUCAGGCCUAGUGGUAAUCAGCUUUCUACUGACGCUUAUUGCUGUCAUAGUACUCCUCUGUCCACAUUGCUCGCCAGACAGGGACGACCGGGGUUCAUUACUGAACUCAAUGGUUGCUCUCCUUCUGGUCGAUGUAUUCUUUUUCCUUAUGCAAAUGAUUACGCGAACCAUAAGUCUUGUGGCAGCCAUCUGUCCAACGGGGGAGUGUACACGAGGAUAUAUCUACAUAAUUCACCAAUCAUUACUUUCAAAAUGGUUACACAGUGCUAAUCCAGGUCUAAAUCCGAUUCUUUGGUUGUGUGAUCGAGAUAUUCGACGUGGGUAUCAAGCUCUGUGCUGCCUGGAGUGUAUUACCAAGAAGAAGAGACGUACGGGUUAGGCAGCUCAAACCGAUCCUGCAAAUAUUGACGGCAUCGGAGCCGAAAGCCUCAAUACUAUGGUGCCUAGCAACGGUGCGCCCCCACUACUUGGCUCAGGCACGGAAGUGUCUCCUGCGGGCAGCUACUAAAGAAAAACAAAAACAAACAUAACUAAAGACAAAAUACGGCCAGUCAGAAAUUUCCGAUAAAAAAAAUAUAUACCACUCGAAGUUCGAUUUUUAUUCAGUUCAGUUCGAUAAAGAAAGCAGAAAGAAGAAAAGAGGAAAGAAAGAAAGAAAGACAGAAAUAGAAAAAGAACGAAAGCUAGGAAAGAAAAGAAAAGAAAAGAAAAGAAAAAAUGAAAGAAAGCAGAAAAGAAUGAAAGGGACAUAAGAAAAUAAUAAGUUGACGGUAAGAAUUCAAGAAAGUAAAGUAACCAGACGAGAUACUGGGAAAGCAAAAUGGAGAAACGAAAACAAAAUGAAGAACAGAGAUA
This is a messenger RNA of Octopus sinensis (East Asian common octopus), 1610 nucleotides long. RefSeq names its product neuropeptide FF receptor 1-like. Gene Ontology annotation, cellular component: membrane. Gene Ontology annotation, biological process: G protein-coupled receptor signaling pathway. Gene Ontology annotation, molecular function: peptide binding; G protein-coupled receptor activity. The coding region runs from base 82 to 1134 and encodes 350 amino acids. NCBI's taxonomy places the organism in Eukaryota, Metazoa, Mollusca, Cephalopoda, Octopoda, Octopodidae. The record is from RefSeq and is a predicted model, not a curated record. The transcript has 3 exons.